AUGAACGCGUUCCUCGGAGAGUUGCGCAUGGUAAAGGUGCUGCACCAGCAGUCGGGCGUGUGUUUAUUUACGCACCAGUGGAAAUGGAACCCGCAAGCACAUGCGGAGGGCGUGGAUGCGCUCGUCAUGUCCUUCACGCAGUUCGCGCGAGAGAUCGAUGGAGGAGAGGUUGUGCAAGUGCACUUCGACCCGAGCAGAAAUGACAAGAAGGAUCGAUCUGGUAGCAGCCCAAUGCCCACAUCUUCCGGAGGCCUCGUGAUGAUAUCGCUCCAGAAUGAGGUCAUCCAGGCAGUUUUAUUCCAUGAUCGAACAUCCGACGCAGCGUGCACCGCUCUCAAGUCUUUUCUACAACGAAUUCUUGAGCGUUUUUCAGAGGUAUUCGCGCAUGAGUUGGAGCAAUUACAACCGCAAUUGCAAGCGAGCGCCACACCUACCGCUGAAGAGCGCGAAGCUGUUGAGGCUCCGUUUCGGAGAUUUGAGGCCGAGCUUGACAGCCAAUUGCUGCUGCAACCUAAUGGUGAUCAUGGCUUGCAGUGA
Messenger RNA from Phytophthora infestans T30-4, 537 nucleotides. RefSeq lists its product as uncharacterized. NCBI's taxonomy places the organism in Eukaryota, Oomycota, Peronosporomycetes, Peronosporales, Peronosporaceae. The record is from RefSeq and is a predicted model, not a curated record. The transcript has 4 exons. Bases 1 to 537 code for a protein of 178 amino acids.